Messenger RNA from Eimeria maxima, 1302 nucleotides. RefSeq names its product glycerophosphoryl diester phosphodiesterase family domain containing protein, putative. Bases 1 to 1302 code for a protein of 433 amino acids. NCBI's taxonomy places the organism in Eukaryota, Apicomplexa, Conoidasida, Eucoccidiorida, Eimeriidae. The transcript is spliced from 4 exons. Gene Ontology annotation, biological process: lipid metabolic process. Gene Ontology annotation, cellular component: membrane. The record is from RefSeq and is a predicted model, not a curated record. Gene Ontology annotation, molecular function: glycerophosphodiester phosphodiesterase activity.
AUGCCCACCUAUUCCUUUUCCUCGCAGCGGCUGCAGGCCCCUGUGCCCACUGGCGGCUACCACAGCGGCAUGAGCAGCAGAAGCAGCCGCAGCGCCAACAGCAUUAAUGGCAUUAGCAGUGGCAGUAGUAGUAGUAGCAGCAGCAGCAGGUAUAGGCAACCAAGCACCUGUCCCCUAAAGUAUCUCCGCUUCUGGUUUGUAGUUUCUAUUGCUGGUGCUCUGUGGUUGCUGCUGCUGCUGUCUCCUUUUCUAGGUAAGGGGGGCUUUGGCUCUCCUUGUAUAUUCAGGCAGCAACCGCAGCAGCAAGGGGGCCUAACACAACUCUACAGCAGCAGCGGCAGCAGCAGCGGCAGCAGGGACAAGGGCAACCGCUGCAGUAGCAGUAGCAGCAGCAGUAGCAGCAAAGACAGUAUGCCUCAGGAGCCACACCACAAGGGGCACCAGAAGGGGAAGAAAGCAACACCUGAGAGCAGUAGCAGCAGCAGCAGCGGCACUAGCAGCAGCAGCGGCACUAGCAGCAGCAGCGGCAGCAGCAGGGAGGGAGGAUUUGAUGGUAGCAUACAGGGAGACACCAGCUUCAUGGUUACCAGCAGAAGGCUCAAUCAAGGAGACACAGAGAGCCCCUUAGCAUUCGGUGAUGGUGCAACAGUUGCUGCUGCUGCUGCUUCAGAUGCAGUUGCUGCUGCUGCUGCGCCAGGUGGUGUGACAGCAGCAAUAGCAGAUGCAGCUGCAGCUGCAGCACCAAGCGAUGGUUCUGCAGCAAAACACAAACAUCGUGCAGCAGCAGAACCAACUGCUGCUGGUAAGAAGCAUAGGGCGUCUGCUGCACCUGGACACGAAGCAGCAGCAAGGCAUCACGCUGACACAAAGACAGCAACAACGACAACAGCAGCAGCAGCAACACAAGCAGCAGAAGCAGCAGAAGAGAGUGCCAGCAGCAGCAAGUCUUGGUUACCGCCUCGUCCGAUGUUAGUGGGGCAAAGAGGUCUUCCUCUACUGCGCCCUGAGAAUACGAUAGAAUCCUUUCGCGCUGCUCGUGCUGCUGGAGCUACAGCAUUUGCUACUGAUGUUCGUAUUGCUGCCAGCCACACCCCAUACUUAUUUAGAGACAACACGUUUGCUCGAAUGACGGAUGCCUCUCGCGUAUUCCCUGCUGCUGCGUCUGCCCCUGUUGACUUAUUUGCAUGGACAGACAUUGCUGCCCUUAAUCCAGGGGCCUGGUGGAUCGAGCGCGACAUAUACGGAACAGUUAGCAGCAUUGACGUGAAGACUCGCGAAGCGAUUGCAGAACAACGUACGUAA